Messenger RNA from Eptesicus fuscus (big brown bat), 6319 nucleotides. RefSeq names its product natural killer cell triggering receptor (gene NKTR). The record is from RefSeq and is a predicted model, not a curated record. Lineage: Eukaryota; Metazoa; Chordata; Mammalia; Chiroptera; Vespertilionidae. The coding region runs from base 159 to 4490 and encodes 1443 amino acids. The transcript is spliced from 17 exons. Gene Ontology annotation, cellular component: nucleus. Gene Ontology annotation, biological process: protein folding; protein peptidyl-prolyl isomerization. Gene Ontology annotation, molecular function: peptidyl-prolyl cis-trans isomerase activity.
CGGGGUUUAGCGUGGCACUGGGAGGCCGGGCAGGGGGAAGGGGGUGGCGGUCCGUUAUCGGCGUUGGGUUUCGGCCGCUGUGACCGCGCUUUCUCCUCUGUGCACGGGGAGCUGCUCAGGCUGGAGGCCAGCCAGCUCUUUCCGCCGCCUCGGUAGCGAUGGGGGCGCAGGACCGGCCGCAGUGCCACUUUGACAUCGAGAUCAACCGGGAGCCGGUUGGUCGCAUUAUGUUUCAGCUCUUCUCAGACAUAUGUCCAAAAACAUGCAAAAACUUCCUUUGCCUAUGCUCAGGGGAGAAAGGCCUUGGGAAAACAACUGGGAAGAAGUUAUGUUAUAAAGGUUCUACGUUCCAUCGUGUGGUUAAAAACUUUAUGAUUCAGGGUGGGGACUUCAGUGAAGGUAAUGGAAAAGGUGGAGAAUCAAUUUAUGGUGGCUAUUUUAAAGAGAAUGUGGUCUUUUGCAAAAUGAAAAGUACCACGAAACCUGCUCCGCACCUGGAUGGGGUGCAUGUUGUCUUUGGACUAGUUAUUUCCGGUUUUGAAGUAAUCGAACAAAUUGAAAAUCUGAAAACUGAUGCUGCAAGCAGACCUUAUGCAGAUGUGCGAGUUAUUGACUGUGGGGUACUUGCCACAAAAUCAACAAAAGAUGUUUUUGAGAAAAAGAGGAAGAAACCAACUCAUUCAGAAGACUCGGAUUCCUCUUCCAAUUCCUCUUCCUCUUCAGAAUCAUCUUCAGAAAGUGAAGUUGAACGUGAGAGAAGUAGAAGAAGGAAACGUAAGAGGAGGCCAAAAGUUAAACAUUCUAAAAAAAGACGAAAGGAAGCAAGUAGUUCAGAAGAGCCAAGGAAUAAGCAUAUAGUGAGUCCAAAAGGUCACUCGGAGAGAAGUGAUAACAAUGAAAAAAGGUCAGUCGAUUCAAAUGCUAAACGGGAAAAGCCUGUGGUCCGCCCAGAGGAGAUACCCCCAGUGCCCGAGAACCGGUUCUUACUGAGGAGGGAUAUGCCUCUUGUCACAGUGGAACCUGAACCGAAGAUUCCUGAUGCUACACCCAUUGUAAGUGAUCAGAAACCAUCUGUGUCAAAGUCUGGACGGAAGAUUAAAGGAAGGGGCACAAUUCGCUAUCACACACCUCCAAGGUCAAGGUCCUGCUCUGAAUCAGAUGAUGAUGACAGCAGUGAGACUCCUCCUCACUGGAAAGAGGAGAUGCAGAGACUGAGAGCAUACAGACCUCCUAGUGGAGAAAAGUGGAGUAAAGGAGAUAAGUUAAGUGACCCCUGUUCAAGCCGAUGGGAUGAAAGAAGCUUGUCCCAAAGAUCGAGAUCAUGGUCUUACAAUGGAUAUUAUUCAGAUCUUAGUACAGCAAGACACUCUGAUGGUCACCAUAAAAAACGCAGAAAAGACAAAAAGGUUAAACAUAAAAAGAAAGCUAAAAAGCAAAAACAUUGCAGAAGACACAAACAGACUAAGAAGAGAAGGAUUAUUGUACCAUCUGACAUAGAAUCCUCGAAAUCUUCUACCCGACGAAUGAAGUUCUCUUGUGAUAGAGAAAGGAGAUCUCGUUCUUCCUCGCUAUCCUCUCAUCACUCAUCCAAGAGGGACUGGUCUAAAUCUGAUAAGGGUGACCAGAGCUCCUCCACCCAUUCCAGCAGAGACUCAUACAGAUCCAAAUCUCACUCCCAGUCUUACUCUAGAGGAAGCUCAAGAUCAAGGACUCCAUCGAAAUCCUCCUCACAUUCUCGAAGUAGAUCAAAGUCCAGAUCUAGUUCCAAGUCAGGGCACCAACGGACAGCAUCAAAAUCCCCAAAAAGAACAGCCUCUCAGCUAAGUGAAAACAAACCAGUGAAAACAGAACCUUUAAGAGCAACAGUGCCACAAAAUGAAACCAUACUAGUACAGCAGCCAGUGGUGGCAGAACACAUUCCUGUGAUCCCACUGAGCGACAGUCCCCCUCCGUCCAGGUGGAAGCCUGGACAGAAGCCCUGGAAGCCCUCUUAUGAGCGAAUUCAGGAAAUGAAAGCAAAAACAACCCAUUUGCUACCCAUCCAGAGCACUUACAGUUUAACAAAUAUUAAGGAGACUGGUAGUUCAUCAUCUUACAAUAAAAGAGAAAAAAAUUCAGAAAGUGAUCAGAGCGCUUAUUCAAAAUACAGUGAUAGAAGUUCAGAAAGUUCCCCAAGGUCAAGGAGCAGAUCCUCUAGGAGUAGGUCUUAUUCCAGAUCAUACACAAGGUCGAGAAGCGUAGCUAGUUCACGUUCGAGGUCUAGGUCUCCCUCAUCUAGAUCUCAUUCACGAAAUAAAUACAGCGAUCGCUCACAGUGUAGUAGAUCAUCUUCAUACUCUUCUGUUAGCAGUGAUGCCGGAAGACGAGCAAAGAGAAAAUUUAGAUCCAGUGGGAAAAACAGCACUUCAAAUAAAAGUCAGAGCAGCAGCUCUGAAAAGGCACCUUGCAGUAAAUAUACCAAAGGCAGAGACAAGUCUUCGUGCCGGAGAAGGUACAGCGAAAGCAGGUCAUCCUUAGAUUAUUCUUCAGACAGUGAACACUCGGGUGUUCAGGUGACACAGUCAGCCCAGGAGAAGGAGAAGCAAGUCCAAAUGGAAAUGAACAACAAACGAGAGAAAAACAGAGAUGAAGAGAAAUCCAAGCCUGCACGGGAAUGCCCGCGUUCAAAAAAGAGAACCUCGAAAGAGAAUCUUUCUGAUCACUUUAGAAAUGCCAAUAAGCCCAAAAGGAAGAAUUAUGCUGGGAGUAAAUGGGACUCUGAAUCGAAUUCCGAACGAGAUGUAACUAAGAACAGUAAAAAGAAUUCCCUGCCAUCUUCUGAUAAGGAGGAAGGUGAGGCCACAUCAGAUUCUGAAUCAGAGUUUGGUGAAAUUCACAUCAAAGCCAAACCCACAGCAAAGUCUUCAAGUUCUUCACUGCCUGAUGGUGAUGGUGCUUGGAAGUCAAGCAAACAGCGGUCAUCAACCUCUGAUUCUGAGGGGUCCUAUUGCAACUCAGAAAACCCUAGAGCAAAGCCAAGGAAGCACAAACACGGGUCAAAGGAAGCUCUGAAAAGGGAACACACCAAAAAAGUGAAAGAGAAAAUGAAAGGGAAAAAAGACAAAAAGCAUAAGGCCCCAAAACGAAAACAAACAUUUCACUGGCAGCCUCCACUAGAAUUUGGUGAAGAGGAGGAGGAGGAGAGUAAUGAAAAGCAAGUGACUCAGGAGUCACAGGAGAAAAAACAAGCUUCUGAAAACAAUGAAACUACAAAAGAAAAUAUUCCCCAAACUGAGAAGCCCUGUGAAGACGGCAGCCUUCCAGAUAAACAGAAUGCAACCACGAUUUCAUCAGAUACUGAGCAGCCUGCUAACGAUGAGAGUAAACUCAGCAUUUCUCCCACACCUUUAGCUACUGAGGAAAAUGUUGCUAGUUCUCCCCCAAACAUUCAGCACAUUGAAGAAAGUGUCCCAGGCGGAGUGGAAGACAUGUUUCAAGGAGAUGACAACAUGGAGAUUUGUACUCCUGAUAGGAGUUCCCCAGCAAAGGUGGAGGGAGCAUCCCCUCUAGGAAAUUCAAGGCUUGACACCCUGGAUACAGGCAUUGUGGGAAAGCAGGGAAAGCAGGCAGAGCAUCCUGCGGCAGAGGUGGGGCAACAGGAAAGCAGCGUGUCUGAAAGCCCCACGGUGCAGGAGGUGGGGAAACCCGACAGCAGCUCUUCGGGCUCAGCCAGUGCUGUGGAAAGCACAGUGAGGAGGGAGGCGGCCGAAAGGGGUCAGGUCAGCCUCCUGGAUAAUAAAUGGAAGCCCCUGCAAGGGGUGGGAAACCUGGCAGCACCGACGGCUACAUCCGGUGCUGCGGAAGUUAAGGCAUUGACGGCUGUGCCUGAAAUGAAACCACAAGGCUUGAGAAUAGAAAUUAAAAGCAAAAAUAAAGUUCGGCCUGGAUCCCUCUUUGACGAAGUGAGAAAGACAGCACGCUUAAACCGGAGGCCAAGAAAUCAGGAGAGUUCAAGUGAUGAGCAGACACCUAGUCGGGAUGGUGACAGCCAGUCCAGGAGUCCAAGUCGAUCUCGGAGCAAAUCUGAAACCAAAUCUAGACAUAGAACCAGGUCCGUCUCCUACAGUCACUCACGAAGUCGAUCUCGAAGUUCCACAUCCUCUUAUCGAUCAAGAAGCUACUCUAGAAGUCGGAGCAGAGGGUGGUAUAGCAGAGGCCGCACAAGAAGCCGGAGCAGUUCCUCCCGCAGUUACAAAAGUCAUAGGACGUCCAGCAGGAGCAGGUCCAGGAGCAGCUCAUACGAUCCCCACAGUCGGUCCAGGUCCUACACUUACGAUAGCUACUACAGCCGGAGUCGCAGUCGCAGCCGCAGCCAGAGGAGCGACAGUUACCACCGAGGCAGAAGCUACAACAGGCGGUCCAGGAGCUGUAGAUCUUAUGGCUCUGACAGUGAAAGUGACCGAAGUUACUCUCAUCACCGGAGUCCCAGUGAAAGCAGCAGAUACAGUUGAAAAUGUCCCCUUUUUUUAUACGAAUUAUAUCUUAUUUGUAAAUAACUGGUAACUUAAAAGUUUAAGAAACUUAAUGGCAGUCUGUUGUUCUAUUUCAAUAUUAGAGCUGAACUUCAAAAAUAGGCACUUCUUAAUUGUUACUUGUUCAUUUACUUGUGUUCAAAAUUUAAAAUACAGAUAUGUCUCCUAAAAAUAUUUUUAUGCCACAUUUUACAGUAGCCAGCUAUGGAAGUGAAUUUCAUUUUCUUGAAUCAAGAAACCAUGAAAUUUUAGUAUAAGUUGCAGUAUUAUUUUAGAUAGACAUUUUCUCUCCAUCUCAUGUGUUCCUUAGAAUGCAGGGUUUUUUUGCCCAUUUUUCAGGUUCAGUAUUUGCUGCCAAGCACAGACCUGUGGAGAACUAUUAAAGGUGGCCAAAUGUUUAUAUACCAAUUACAGAGUCUAACACAUACGUGCUCUUAAAAUCAAACCACCUAGAUCGAUACUGAUGGUAGCCAGGAGCAUGAGGUAGUGGCUUUGGGGCUCUUGAUUCAUUCCUUCUGUGUUGUCUCAGAGGAUCAGGAAAGGGGUCAUUACACAGCCCGCUGUCUGUAUUACUUCAUGUUGGCAGGCGUGGCUAAGAAUGAAUCAGCCUUAACUAUGGUACCUGCACUGGCCAAAGCUCCUAAUGGUUCAUGUGCUUUCUAGUAAGUACUAUCAGAAGUUUGGACUGUAAAACCGUUCCACUCAACUUCACCCUUUGGUGCUUGGUACCUUUUGGUGCCUCUUUAAGCAUUGUUCUUCUAUACUAUAUGUUAAAAAUUGUUUUUACUCACUGGCACCAGACAUGGUUCCUUCUCAGCUGUAUUCACUGAAUAUUAGGAGGGGUUCUCUCAGGCCACGAUGUGUGCUGGGGGUCUCCUGGGCCAGGCAGGAUUGGCAAGAGGGGUUGUGUGGCCACUCAGUCUCCUUGGCUGACAUGUGUGCCUCUGGAAGCGGGGAUUGAAGAAUGGACUUCAAAAGUAACACCAACAUCUACCUGCCUCCAUCCCGCACCUUGUGCGGGGCUUCUAAGUCUUUCAAGUAAGAGACAGAGCAGUAGUUGGAUGGUUCUAAGUGGUUUUCCUGUUUCCGCUGUGGCCACACUGACUCAGUGAAGCCUUGGUGACAUGAGGAAAACCAGGACAACAGACGGGGAGAGAUGUAUGGGACUGCAUAAAUUACACGUUCACAGUUUGGGGUGGUUCCUCCAAAAAUGACUUGACCUGUAAAAACCGGUGUGAUUUUUUUCUUUUUAAUCUAGUUGGAGUUUUUUCCACAAGUGUACUUAAUCACCUUAGUGCCAGUUUAGUCCAGUUAUGCAGAAGAAAUGCAUAUGGGAGUCUGAUGUAGAACUCUGUGCCAUCCUACCCCGGGCCUUGCCUGGAGUACUUGGGAUGUGGGGAAGAGCCCUCAGUUGGAGGGAUUGGACAACCCUUGAAGGGUGGAAGGAUGAUCUUGGAUGUAUUCAAACCAUUACCCAUAAAAGGUUCAUUAACAGGGUUACGAGGUCAGUUGUUUGCCAAGUUGAUAGAUAAGAGUACAUUAGAAAACAGGACCUAAGUCAAACAAAUGUUCUUGCUAGUAAAUACAAAACAUUAGGUGAGUCACAUGAGGGGUUUUCAAAAGUUGCCUACAAUGGAGAAUAUUGCUUUAAUAUACUCAGUGGGGAAAAUAACUGCAUUCAGAACCCAAACAAAAACUGCCAAAUCGAAUUAUGUUCAGGAAAGUUACCCUUGGACAGUGUGUUGGUUUUCUAUUGCUUUGUAAAUAAUUCCCCCAAAUUUAGCAGCUUAAAACAAUACCUGUUUCUU